Messenger RNA from Chrysoperla carnea, 2165 nucleotides. Its product is annotated as homeobox protein araucan. Gene Ontology annotation, biological process: regulation of transcription by RNA polymerase II; neuron differentiation; cell development. Gene Ontology annotation, molecular function: DNA-binding transcription factor activity, RNA polymerase II-specific; RNA polymerase II cis-regulatory region sequence-specific DNA binding. The transcript is spliced from 7 exons. The record is from RefSeq and is a predicted model, not a curated record. Lineage: Eukaryota; Metazoa; Arthropoda; Insecta; Neuroptera; Chrysopidae. Bases 148 to 1872 code for a protein of 574 amino acids. Gene Ontology annotation, cellular component: nucleus.
CCUUAAAAAAAGAAAAACAGUAUUGUUUUUUUGGUUGUUUUUUGAGUUUUCUUAGAAUAGAUAGACAAAACUUUACUCUACAAAAGGAUUGUGCAAGUUUUUUUCUUAUUGUUGUGUUAUUUUUUUUGUCAAUAGUUAUUGGACAAUAUGGCGGCUUAUGCACAAUUUGGUUAUUCUUAUCCGUCGGCUUCACAGCUAUUAGUCUCAGGUCAAACUACAACUACAGCAGCCAGUAGUGCAUCACCAUUAUCGGGCUCAAUGAGUCCAGGUGGUUCAGCUGCGUCUGGUGGUCCUGGUGCACUAUCACCAGGUGGCGGUGCUGGGGGUUCAAGUAAUCAAGGGCCACCAGGUAGUACUACCACAGGUUUGGGACCAGGUAGUACCGGUCUAGGACCGAGUAGUGGUGGACCUACCGGUGGUUUAACCUCAAGCACAUCUAGUGCAUCUCAGUGCUGUGAGAGUGGACGACCCAUUGUUACGGAUCCUGUAACUGGACAAAGUGUAUGUUCGUGUCAGUAUGAUUCAGCUCGUUUAGCGCUGUCACAGUAUCCACGUGGUGUUGGAGUCUAUGGUACACCAUAUCCAUCAACUGAUCAAAAUCCGUAUCCAAGUAUUGGUGUUGAUAGUGGUUUCUAUUCAUCGUUGAGUAAUCCUUACGCGUUAAAAGAUGGAAGUAGUUCGGCAGAAAUGUCAGCAUGGACAAGUGCUGGCUUACAGCCAACCACAGGAUAUUAUCCCUACGAUCCAGCGUUAGCUGCUUAUGGAUAUGGUGCAGGGUAUGAUUUGGCGGCACGUCGAAAAAAUGCAACAAGAGAAUCAACGGCAACGUUAAAAGCAUGGUUAAAUGAACAUAAAAAGAAUCCAUAUCCAACAAAAGGUGAAAAAAUUAUGUUAGCAAUUAUAACAAAAAUGACAUUAACACAAGUAUCAACAUGGUUUGCAAAUGCAAGACGAAGACUGAAAAAAGAAAAUAAAAUGACAUGGGAACCAAAAAAUAAAACAGAUGACGACGAUGAUGCAAUAUUAUCAGAUAGUGAUGACAAAGAUAAGGACGAUAUGGAUGAUAAACGAGAUGACACAGAUAUUCAUGGUAGAGUAAAAUCUGAACGGGGUAAUCUAGACGAUGACGAUUUAACGGAUGACGAACGAAAAGACAAUUUACACCACAUGCAUCAUAUGUUAGGCGGUGGUAAUUAUAAUUUAAAACCUGAAAUGAAAACAUCCGAUUGUGGUGUACCGUUACCUGCAUCCAAACCAAAGAUAUGGUCCUUGGCUGAUACAGCUGCAUGUAAAACACCACCUCCACCUCCCCCCGUAUCAAAUCCACACCACUUACAACAUCACCCACAUCAUUACCAACAGCAAGCGGCUGCGGCUGCGCACCAUCAUCAGCAACAACAACAUCACCAACAGCAACAACAUCAUCAUUGGUUAACCUCUGGUGCUGGUACUGGCGGACACUCAAAUAAUGGUUUUGCACUACCAACGAGUUCUGCAAGGUAUGCUGGCAGUUCUGGCUUUUUACCAAGUCACUGUCAACAGGGGUUUCCUGAUGUACAAACAGACACACCACCACAAACACCACCCAACAUGAAAUUACCAAGUGUUGCCGGUAAUUUAGUAUCAGUACCUGGUGGUGGGCAAGCGUCAAGUCAAUGUCAACCUACUACCGGUUAUGGACCACCACCUAGCGCAUUUUUAGCUGGUUCUGGAGGUUUUGGUCGACCGUCGCCGAUUCAACAACAAACACAACAACAGCAACAACAUCAAAUGGGUAUUGUUCAGUCACAUCAGCAGGAUAAUACAGCGUUUAAACCGUUUUACAAAAGUACAUCACAAGCAAUGUCCGGUGGAUUUGUCGCGCCUGUGUGAACAAUCCUGCUACAAUAAUAAUAAUAGAACAAAACAAAAAUAAAAAAAACUUUAACAAGUGCAACCCUUUCUACCUGACACAAGAAACACAAGCAACAAACAAUUAUAAAGAAAUCGAACAAAUUAAGCAAAUAAUAUUGUGAAUCAUUUUUUAAUUUAAUGAUUUGUGUAUAUAACAAAAUUCAUUUAGAUUUAUAUCACUGUGAAGAACAAAUUUCUUGUAAUUAUAAAAAAAAAAUUUACGAAUGCUCGUAGUUAUACAAAAUUAUGGGGGCAAAGUGCAACAAAAAAAA